UUCUUUCCGAUUUAAAUGUCCCCGUUGGCACCUGGACCUGUCACAAUUUUUUUUUUCACAACAAAACACGUUGUAAACAGAAAUUUUCUUUAGAAAAUUCUUAAGAACCUUUUUUCUAUAAUAAUGAAUGGAAAUAAAAUGCAAGAUAAAAAUGAACAGUGUUUAAACUACGAUCUCAUUGAAAAUCUUCGGUUAACGAAAUUCCCGAAGCCGGGGGAAUUAAUUUUUUACGGAACAGCUGGUUUUCGAACAAGAGCAGAAAAGUUGGAUCAUGUUGCAUUUACUAUGGGAGUUUUAUCAGUUUUGCGAUCAAAGAAAAAGAAAGCUGCCAUUGGAAUAAUGAUAACUGCGAGUCAUAAUCCAGAGAAUGAUAAUGGACUGAAAUUAGUAGAUCCUUCAGGUGAAAUGCUGGAAAGUUCCUGGGAGAAAAUAGCUACGGAUUUGGUGAACAUUGAUGAUGGAGAAUUGGUGCCGACAUUGAGGAAAAUAAUAAAAGAGUUUGAAAUUGAUGAAAAUUUACCAGCGACGAUAAUACUUGGGAGGGAUACGAGAAUCAGUAGUCCACGACUAGCUGACUGUGCAAUCGAAGGAAUAAAUGCCUGUCGAGCGACUUUGAGGGAUUUUGGAAUCGUAACCACACCUCAAUUGCACUAUCUUGUUGCCUCGAUAAACACAAAUGGAGCUUAUGGUGAACCCAGUCUUUCCGGAUACUAUCAAAAAUUGAGUGCGGCUUUUAAGAACAUUAGAGGAAAUCUUUCUGACAGUGGCAAUUAUUUGGCGAAAAUACAAUUAGACGCUGCAAAUGGAGUCGGUGCUUUGGCCAUUAAACAAUUUCAAGAGAAUUUGAAAGGAUUUCUUGACAUUGAUAUCUAUAACGAUGGAAAUGGAGAAUUGAAUCAUAAAUGUGGAGCCGAUUAUGUAAAAAUCGAACAAAGUCCACCUUCUAAUCUUCCGGUGAAACCAAAUCUGAGAAGUGUUUCGAUAGACGGAGACGCGGAUAGAAUUGUCUAUUACUAUACAGACGAAGCAGACAAAUUUCAUCUUCUCGACGGAGAUCGAAUUGCAACUCUAAUAGCCGAAUAUUUUAAGGAAUUACUUUUGGAAAGUCAAUUGACUUUGAAUGUCGGUUUGGUACAAACGGCCUACGCGAAUGGAGGGUCCACUGAUUACAUCACAAACAAAUUGAAAAUUCCCGUCGAGUGUGUGCCAACCGGAGUAAAGCAUUUACAUCACAAGGCAUUAGAAUUUGACAUUGGCAUUUAUUUCGAAGCAAAUGGACACGGAACUGUUAUUUUUAAAGAUUCUGCAACUGAACUAAUUCGAAGAGCCGCUAAGGACGAAACAAUUUCCGAGAGUAAAAGACAGGCGGCGAGAAAAUUGUCCCAAGUCAUCGAUGUUAUUAAUCAAACUGUAGGCGAUGCACUGAGUGAUAUGCUACUUGUUGAAACAAUUUUGCACGCAAAGAAAUGGAGUUUAAUCGAUUGGGAACAGAGUUAUCGUGAUUUGCCGAAUAGACAACUGAAAGUUAAGGUGCAGGACAGAAGUGCAAUAACAACAACGGACGCUGAGCGAAAGUGUGUUCUACCCGAAGGUUUACAGAGACAAAUUGAUCAAGCGGUGGCACGUUAUUCCAAAGGACGUUCCUUCGUUCGACCGUCUGGAACGGAAGAUAUAGUACGAGUUUACGCUGAAUGUGAAAAUAAAGAGGACGUUGAGAAACUUGCAGUCGAAGUGGGAAUUGCAGUCUACAAUUUAGCCAAUGGAGUUGGUUCGAAACCAGUUUUAUCAAAAAUGUGAUAUUUUGAGAUUGGAUAACAAUAACAAUGCAUUUAUUAUAAAUAUGUUAAAUUGUUGACUAUACGAGAUAUUACGUUUUAGAGGCGAAAUAUUUUUAAAGAUAAUAUUUUAUACGUUUUAUACAUAUAUACACUAGUCCAAUGUAGAUUAUUUUUAUACAAACAUUUUCAUGUUUUUACGGUUUGUGGUGUAAUUUAUAAACAACUUUAUUAAUUGUUAUUUUUUACUUGAAUUUUUUACUUUUAUUAUUGACAGUUUUUUAAAAUUAUUAACAGUUUUUUUUACAAUUUUGUUUUAGUUAUUAACAAUUCAUUAAUUAUUAUCCGUUCUUUUUAAGAAUUCCGGCCGGUAUUUUAUUGUAUUUGAAUGUUGUACUUCAGGCGCCAUGGUAACGACUAUUGAUUACGACAAUGAAAUGUUGUCAUAGAACAAAAAAUGUCAGUAUUGUUUUGAAAUUCUAAAAAUGUGGCAAAACAACGAAGUUAGAUUCGACAUUCCCUUUUCGUAAUUAUACUUUUUAUUACUUAUUAUUCGUAUUUUAUAUUUUAUGAAAUUAAUAAAGAUUUUUUUCUUUUUCGUGAAA
This is a messenger RNA of Leptopilina heterotoma, 2380 nucleotides long. RefSeq names its product phosphoacetylglucosamine mutase (gene nst). The transcript is spliced from 7 exons. NCBI's taxonomy places the organism in Eukaryota, Metazoa, Arthropoda, Insecta, Hymenoptera, Figitidae. Gene Ontology annotation, molecular function: phosphoacetylglucosamine mutase activity; magnesium ion binding. Gene Ontology annotation, biological process: carbohydrate metabolic process; UDP-N-acetylglucosamine biosynthetic process. Bases 124 to 1797 code for a protein of 557 amino acids. The record is from RefSeq and is a predicted model, not a curated record.